GGGGAGGGUCCUGGAUCUGCCUGCUACCCCGGGACCAGGAGACCAGUUUUCUAUUGGAUGCUAACUCGUUCAUGGUGGAACUUUGGAGCUCUGCUUCCCAUCCAUUGACAUGUGGCAAGGUCUUGGGCCGGUCUUCCGAAAAGCAUUCUGUGCACGAUGUUACUGAGCGGAUGGGUGUCUGCGCUGCCGUAACUCCUGUAGCCCUUGUCACUAGUCUCCAACGAUCAGGCAGGGUUGAUUGGCAACGUUAAUGUUGAGCGUGUUGUGUUUUAAAGUGCUAAGGAAGAUGCAGAGACGGCACAGCAGCAUCACCGACAACCUUCCUCCCGAAAGGAGCCGGAGUCAAGUCAUCACCUCCGAGACGAGCGUGGAAGAAGGUGGCGUUUUUGAAGGCCUCAAGUCAGAAGCUCCGCCUCCGCAGCAGCUUUUUUCAGGGCUGGGCGGCAUCCCAUCGGGACUCGGAGGCAUCCCGUCGGGCGCCAUCACGGCCACCCCUUUCCAGUCAAGUUUGGUGCUGGGGUCCUCGGCAGGAGGUGGCGAGGUGUUCAUCCAGAUGCCUGCCCCACGGGAGGAGGGAGCCAGCCGGACAGACGGAGGCCCAUAUCACCACCGGCAGCUGCCUCACCAUUACCAUCACAGCCACCAGCGCGGUUCCUCCCUGCUCCACAUGGCUGGCGGUGACCGUCAUGGACAUCCUGAGGAGGGCCCGGAGGACCAGCCAGGGACUCCAGCUCCUGCCCUUUCAGAGCUGAAAGCUGUGAUCUCCUGGCUGCAGAAGGGGCUCCCCUUCAUCACGAUUCUCUUGGCUAAAGUCUGCUUCCAGCACAAGCUUGGAAUUGCUCUGUGUAUCGGCAUGGCCAGCACUUUUGCAUACGCAAACUCAACUCUCCGUGAACAAGUCUCCUUGAAGGAGAAGAGGUCAGUGCUGGUGGUAUUCUGGAUCCUGGCCUUCCUCGCAGGGAACACCCUGUACUUGCUCUAUACUUUCAGCUCCCAGCAGUUGUACAACAGCCUUAUCUUCCUGAAGCCUAACGUGGAGCAGAUGGAUUUCUUCGACCUGAUGUGGAUUGUGGGGAUCACCGACUUCGUCCUCAAAUACCUCACCAUCGCUUUGAAGUGCCUGGUUGUCGCCCUGCCCAAAAUCAUCCUGGCUGUUAAAUCCAAGGGGAAGUUCUACCUGGUCAUCGAAGAGUUGAGCCAGCUGUUCCGCUCCCUGGUCCCCAUCCAGCUGUGGUACAAAUACAUUAUGGGGGACGAUCCAUCCAGUAGCUAUUUCCUGGGCGGGAUUCUCCUGAUUAUGUACAGCCUCUGCAAAUCUUUCGACAUCUGUGGCCGCGUGGGAAGUGUGCGGAAGGCGUUGAAGGUCCUUUGCGCGCCUCAGAGCUACGGAGUCCGGGCGACGAAUCAACAGUGCAGUGAGGCGGGGGACAUCUGUGCCAUCUGCCAGGCCAAAUUCCGGGACCCCCUGGUCCUCUUGUGCCAGCACGUCUUUUGUGAAGAAUGCCUCUGCCUUUGGUUUGAUCGGGAGAAGAAUUGCCCGCUCUGCCGCUCGGUGGCUGUGGAAACUCUUCGGUGUUGGAAGGACGGCACCACCUCCGCUCAUUUCCAGGUGUAUUAACGUCCAGGUUUUACAAAGCAAUAGGACCUGCUUGGAAGAGUGAGGAGGGAGAAGGAGGAGCAUUUCCCUGCCUACUUAUCUGAAGUCACCGUAACUCCUUUCCCUUCUUCACAGGGCACGCCAUUAACUGAUGGAACUCCUUGCCACAGGAUGUGACAAUGGCCACUAACUUAGAUGGCUUUAAAAGAGAUUGGAGGAAUUUCACAGUCUGUUCAUGGCAACUAGUCAUGAUGGUGAAGUGGAACCUCCAUGUUCAAAGGCAGUGUACCACCAAAUAUGAGCUGCUGAGCAGUGAAGGGGGGCAGGCAGUGAUGGUAGAGGACCUCCUAGAAGUGCUUGGUUGGCUAUUUUUGGACGAAAUGGACUUGGUUCUGAUCCAGCAGGGCCCUUCGUAUAUUAUCAGAGAAAUCAAUAUUUCUUAUUGCGUGUGCCCAGAUGAGCAGACUUUGGUGGAUUUGCAGAAGGGCUGCUUGCAAAUGAUCCAUCCGCCUGCCUGCGUGUUGAUGGUGUUCACACAUUCCCCUGUUGAUGUGGUGCAGCCGUCUGAGAAUACAGUAUUGUAUGCCAGAGUUUCAUUUGCUGCCUAUGUCGUGGUCCGCGCUUCCCUAAAUGACUAUUUGCUCUGCAUUAAUCAGUUGGGUGUGUUUUUGCUGCUGUUGUUUUAAAUAUCUAUUUAUUUUAA
This is a messenger RNA of Elgaria multicarinata webbii, 2300 nucleotides long. It is a transcript of the gene RNFT2, whose product is annotated as ring finger protein, transmembrane 2. The transcript has 10 exons. Gene Ontology annotation, molecular function: ubiquitin protein ligase activity. Gene Ontology annotation, biological process: positive regulation of ERAD pathway. Bases 251 to 1618 code for a protein of 455 amino acids. NCBI's taxonomy places the organism in Eukaryota, Metazoa, Chordata, Lepidosauria, Squamata, Anguidae. The record is from RefSeq and is a predicted model, not a curated record.